GAUCCUUAACAGGAACCUUUCUUCCAUUCCACCAGUUGUUUAGUGACACUCGUGGAAUUGGAUUGGCCCUUUCACGCUUGCAACAUGUGAUCAAAAGACAAGCAGCAAGUACUUGUUAGGGCAAUGGAAUAGGACCCAUGUAGAAAGUUGAGAGCUACUCUCGUCUGUCUGGUAAUAGAUCUUUGCUGGCGAGAGCAGACCAUAUUCAUUGCUUCUGUUUUUCGACGAGAUAGGGACAGCAGAAAGGGAAGGGCCAUGCAUAAGAAAUGGUGGACUACAUUUUUUUUGCCUUCCUUUUUAUCGCGGUAGAGAACCUGGAUACGAUUGAGCUCUAUUCUCAAGCGUUGGUUAGUGUGUGGCUCUCUUUUCUUAUCCCUAUCCACAAUACCCUGAUGAUAUAAACCCCUUCUGUUAUAUAUUGCACCCGUUCUGUCUCUCCUCCUCUUCUAUUAGUCUUCAAGUUUCUCCAUAAAAAGGUAAAAUGUCAGACCAGGAAAACGGUUUGCAGGAGGACCCGCAAUGGCUAGAGCUCAAGCUCCCACGUUUGCUGUAUACCGAUACAGUUCAGGGACUCCACGCAACAAUCCAAAGUGAGUGGGACUCUCUCCGACGGUCGGCAUGCCAAACAGCAGCUGGAAGAGCCCUGUGGAAACAUGUGAUCCAUGACCCUUUUGCAGACUUGCUAGCAGGAGAGACAUAUCUCAAAAGCUUUCAUGAGAAGAUAAAGAAUGACCGCCUAAAAAAUGCUCGGGAAACUUCAGGGGUGAUUCUUGCAGUUCGGACACUCUGGUUUGAUUCGAAAAUUGAAGCUGCUCUGAGCUCCUUUAAUGGUGAGGGACAGGUUGUUCUCCUUGGCGCAGGAAUGGAUGCAAGGGCAUACCGUCUAAGCUGCUUGAAGGAAAGUGACGUCUUUGAGGUUGAUUUUCCUGAAGUUUUAGAGGUGAAGACCACUCUUCUAAAGGCUGCGACGGAAACAAUAGAUGAACACCUGCAUCCAAGAAUAACAGCAAAAUCCCUAAAUAGAGUAGCAGCUGACAUUAGAAAUAAUGACUGGCUUGAAAAGCUUCAGAUAUCAGGGUUUGUGCCAGAGAAGAACACAGUCUGGGUACUAGAAGGUAUCCUCUACUACCUCUCCCAUUCCCACGCCAUGCAAGUACUAAGUAUCAUAGCUGAUAAAUGUGCACUUGCCCGCACAGUGCUCUUGGCGGAUUUCAUGAACAAACCAUCCACCACACUGUCAAAUUCCAUCUUCCACUUCUACAGUGAUUGGCCCGAUCAUCUACUUCCCUCUCUAGGAUUCUCUCACGUAAAGCUUUCACAGCUUGGUGAUCCUGAUGCUCAUUUUGGACUCAUGAACGACCCUUUGAAUCUGUUCAACAAGCUUCGCAGCUUGCCCAGGUCAGUGCAAACCCACCCGGAUGAUGGAACACCAUGCUGUCGCUUAUAUUUGGUAGAGGCUUCUGGUUUGCCCAGUCAAAGUAACCAAUAGAUACAGUCUGGUCAUGAUGUAGGAAUUAUAGGUGCCCGCCACAUCUGAUUGUAAGAGAAUAUGUAACCCACCAUUGCUUUUAGUGUUGCCUGCGGAAUACAAAAAUGCAUUUGAAGUA
Messenger RNA from Populus trichocarpa (black cottonwood), 1607 nucleotides. RefSeq lists its product as uncharacterized. The coding region runs from base 482 to 1489 and encodes 335 amino acids. The transcript is spliced from 2 exons. Gene Ontology annotation, biological process: methylation. Lineage: Eukaryota; Viridiplantae; Streptophyta; Magnoliopsida; Malpighiales; Salicaceae. Gene Ontology annotation, molecular function: methyltransferase activity. The record is from RefSeq and is a predicted model, not a curated record.